Molecule: messenger RNA, 2241 nt
Organism: Colletotrichum aenigma
Lineage: Eukaryota; Fungi; Ascomycota; Sordariomycetes; Glomerellales; Glomerellaceae
Exons: 3
Coding region: 1-2241 (746 amino acids)
Source: RefSeq, a predicted model, not a curated record
AUGUCUCCCCUGCUUCGUCUGACAAGCUCAUUGUCGAGUGCAGUCGAGGAGUACAAGAUAGCGACCGACUAUUUCCUCGAGUGGCUUUGGUGUCAGCACCGUAUGGCCCAUCCGGACCAAGCAACCGGGUACUCCUUCAAGUCAUGCGCGGAGAUUCUCAACGCCGUGAAGCUUGUCGCCGAAGACAAAGUCGCUGUCCCCGCCUCCGUCAUUGCCUCCCUGGAUAGAGCAAUCGACAAGCGACGUAUCGCACUCACAAUUCAUCGGGAAAUUGAGGCUGACGACGUCGAGCAUGAAGUGUUUCUCCAGAAGCUCGAAGUCGCCUUAGAAUUCCUGAUCCCUCUGAAAGCCGAGAUGCCGGCCUUUGACGAUGCCAGCGUUCGGAAUACGGCUCACUCGCAGUUAAAUCGAUACGCGUCACUUUCCAACACCGAGACAGACCCCGAACCAGACGUCCCGGUAUCCAAUAUCUGCGACUGCGAGAAGAAGGUGUCGGCGACGCUCGAAGAGCCCGCUCCCGUGGUCACAGCGAUGAAGUCCCGUUGUCAGUUCCUCGUUGAUGACUUCAUCGGCAAAAUUGCCGACGACAUGGACUAUGUCAAGAUAUACAUUGGUAUGAGAUGGAAAAUUGAAGAGUACUGGACUGAAGCGGCGGAGGGCAAGCUUCCCCUGCCGGUGGCAGCCUGGCUCACCAGCGAGGCCAUGAGAAAGAUCGAGAUCACCAUCCCCAAGGACUUGAAGCUGAUCGACACGUUGAAGCUCGUCGUUGAAAUGGGGCCUGUGCUUCAACGUGUCGACUCUAUUCUGGGGACACAAAAGACCGACACGCCUUGGUGGAAGGAUGCUACUUCACUACUCGAGUACGAACAGGCGCUCAACACACUCGACCAUUGGGGCGAGACUGCUGACGAAGCCAAAACGCCGACUCCCAAACCUUCCAUGCCAUGGGAUACCCAAGAGAUGUCUACCAAUGUCCUUCCCAAGAUCUUUCGAGACAUUCACAGAGCUAUGGGAAGACGGCGGGCAAUCAAAGCCGUCGAGGAUAUUACGUUCUUCAUCCACCCUCGCAACGAAUCGUGCGAGCCAUUCUAUGCAGCUGUCUCCCAUCUCAUCGAUUACGAUUGCAAUCUGGCGUCCAGUCCACUCUUGUUCGGAACGGAUCUGUUUUUAUCUUCAGCCAGGGCCUUCUUCUGGCCCAAGGGGGGCGACCUCAACAAGGAGAACUGCCGUCUCCGGCCCCUGCGAUUGGCGAUGGAUAUGAAGACCAGUGCCAAAAAGGUCGCCGAAAUCUUCCAGGAAUUGCCUAUUCGUCCGAAUGCCACCAUGCAAUUCUACGAGGUGAUGUCCUACUUCCUGAAUGGCCUCGACGCCUACAUUCACGAGCGCAUCUUCGAUGACUACCACUCAGCACCCUUGACGGCGGGGUGCCACAUGGCAGAGAUGCUGUAUCAGGCUCAGCUCGUCGGCAACUGUCUUUUUCUGCAUAAGACAAUCAUUGCCAGCACUCUUCAUUUGUACAAUGCCCUCCGACAGUCACCAGUCAAGCUGCCCCGAAUUCGCAUCAUGGACGAGCUCUGCGAGAUGUUUCAUGAUACUGUCUUCCUCGGAACAUUGCCCGAGAAGAACUUCCUGUCAUGGUAUCGGAAGUGCGUCUAUGACGCGAAGAUUGCCAAGAUCAGCAAGUUGCCACACUAUGGAGCGUCAGGCCUCAGAAUCGACCCAGACCACAGGCCUCGCGCUAUUUCGGUCAAUUCAGCCUUUGCUACUCAGCACGGGAAUGAUCAUGCUCCCAGUCCCGACUUCACUGGUCCAUUGUAUGGCGUCAAAGUCCCUGCCAAAGGACCUCCUUCGACGGCAUCGCUGACCGAGCUCGAUGAGAUAUACUUUAGCAUUCGGGAUAGCGACCACAUUCAGCUCGCCAAAGAGGCUGUCCUGAAAGACUUUCAGGGUCCACGAGCCGUCAUAGCGGUCGACUACUUUUCCCUCUUCAAGUUCUGUGCAGACAUCAUGGACGACUUCACCUACUUCGCCAGGUACGACAUGAGCAUUCGGAGUCCAGAGCUGGCUAAUAUGCCCCUUCAGAAUAUGGUCGACGCUGCCAUUGGCUGCAUUGUCUCCAUGAGCGGUAAGAAGGAGAUGCACCGUGAUAUGCAUCGAAGAUCCGGAGCGGGGUUUGCAUUUAACGCGUUCAGCAAGAUCGAUAAGAAAUUGUCCCUGGACAGCAUGAAAUGGAAGUUGUGA